CAGGCGUAGUGCUGAUGCCGACCAGUCUGGCGCAAGCUCUUUGACAGCUAGCCUCCGCCCAGCUAGUUCAGAGAAUGGCUGCUUGACUGUCAACACGGCCAGCUGCAAUGACGGACAAUAUACCGCUACAGCCUGUGAGACACAAAAAACGGCACGACAAUAAACACAGGAAUGGGUGCUGCCCCUGGUCAAGAUGUUGCGGCAUGGGUGACUUCCGGCCACGAACAGUCUGGUUGGGACAUCCCGAAAAGCGGGAGCAACGUUAUCCUAGGAAUGUUAUCAAUAACCAAAAGUACAACUUCUUCACCUUCCUUCCUGGAGUACUAUACAAUCAGUUUAAGUACUUCUUCAACCUGUAUUUCCUGCUUCUGGCCUGCUCUCAGUUUGUCAAUGAAUUGAGACUUGGGGCACUUUACACUUACUGGGUGCCAUUGGGCUUCGUGCUAAUCAUCACCAUUGUGAGGGAGGCAGUGGAAGAGAUGAGGUGUUUUCUGAGGGACAAAGAAGUCAAUUCACAGAUCUACAGCAAACUCUCCACCAGAGGCACAGUGAAGGUGAAGAGUAGCGGUAUUCAAGUGGGAGAUCUUAUCAUUGUUGAGAAGAACCAGCGUGUCCCUGCUGACAUGAUCUUCCUGCGGACAUCAGAGAGAAAUGGCUCCUGUUUUCUGAGGACUGACCAGUUGGAUGGUGAAACGGACUGGAAACUCCGCCUGCCAGUGGCCUGCACGCAGAGACUGCCCACUGCAGCAGACCUGCUGCAGAUCAGGGCAUAUGUGUACGCUGAGGAGCCCAACAUCGACAUCCACAACUUCAUCGGCACAUUCACCAGGGAGGAUGGAGAUCCUCCAGUUAAUGAGAGUCUGAGCAUUGAAAACACCUUGUGGGCCAGCACUGUUGUUGCCUCAGGCACUGUGGUGGGUGUGGUGAUCUACACGGGGAGAGAGCUGCGAAGUGUCAUGAAUACCUCCAACCCUCGACACAAGAUCGGCCUGUUUGACCUGGAGGUGAACUGUCUGACUAAAAUCCUGUUUGGGGCGCUGGUGGUGGUGUCUCUGGUCAUGGUGGCUCUGCAGCACUUUGCCGGACGCUGGUACCUGCAGAUCUUCCGCUUCCUGCUGCUCUUCUCCAACAUCGUGCCCAUCAGUUUGCGCGUGAAUUUGGACAUGGGAAAGAUGGUCUUCAGCUGGAUGAUCCGGAAAGACUCCAAAAUUCCUGGAACUGUGGUUCGAGCGAGCACUAUUCCUGAGCAGCUGGGUCGCAUCUCCUACCUGCUAACGGACAAGACAGGCACCCUAACCCAGAAUGAGAUGGUGUUCCGGCGGCUGCAUCUGGGCACGGUGGCCUACGGCAUGGACUCCAUGGAUGAGGUGCAGAGCCACGUGUUCAGCGCCUACACUCAGCCUCCUCAUGACCUCCCGACCUCUCGGGCUCCGGCCGCCACCAAGGUGCGGAAGACCAUCAGCAGCCGUGUGCACGAGGCGGUGAAGGCUAUCGCACUGGUGCACAACGUCACGCCCGUCUACGAGGCCAACGGCGUCACCGACCAGGCGGAGGCCGAGCAGCACUACGAAGACACCUGCCGGGUGUACCAGGCCUCCAGCCCCGACGAGGUUUCACUGGUUCAGUGGACGGAGAGCGUGGGCCUGACGCUUGUUGGCCGUGAUCAGUCCUCCAUGCAGCUGAGGACCCCUAGUGGACAGAUCCUGAACUUCACCAUUCUCCAGAUCUUCCCCUUCACCUACGAGAGCAAACGCAUGGGCAUUAUUGUGCGGGAUGAGUCCACUGGAGACAUCACGUUCUACAUGAAGGGGGCAGAUGUUAUGAUGGCAGGCAUUGUCCAAUACAAUGAUUGGCUGGAGGAGGAGUGUGGUAAUAUGGCCAGAGAGGGAUUGCGGGUGCUUGUGGUGGCUAAGAAGUCCCUAACUGAGGAGCAGUACCAGGACUUUGAGGCGCGGUAUGUCCAGGCUAAGUUGAGUGUGCACGACCGCUCUCUGAAGGUUGCCACGGUGAUUGAGAGUCUUGAGAUGGAGAUGGAGCUGCUGUGUCUGACGGGGGUGGAGGACCAGCUGCAGGCCGACGUCAGGCCCACACUGGAGAUCCUGCGCAAUGCUGGCAUCAAGGUGUGGAUGCUGACUGGGGACAAGCUGGAGACGGCUACCUGCACUGCCAAGAACGCUCACCUAGUGACCCGCAACCAGGACAUCCAUCUGUUCCGAUCAGUGACCACGCGAGGAGAAGCCCACCUCGAGCUCAACGCCUUCAGGAGGAAACACGACUGUGCUUUGGUGAUCUCAGGAGAUUCUCUAGAGGUGUGUCUGAAGUUCUAUGAGUAUGAGUUCAUGGAGCUGGCCUGUCAGUGUCCGGCUGUCGUCUGCUGCCGCUGUGCCCCCACUCAGAAGGCCCAGAUUGUACGCCUGCUACAGGAACGCACAGGCAAACUUACCUGUGCUGUAGGGGAUGGAGGAAAUGAUGUCAGCAUGAUCCAGGAAGCAGACUGUGGUGUGGGAGUGGAGGGCAAAGAGGGAAAGCAGGCUUCACUGGCUGCAGAUUUCUCUGUGACUCAGUUUAAGCAUUUGGGCCGGCUGCUCAUGGUUCAUGGCAGAAACAGCUACAAGAGGUCGGCUGCACUCAGCCAGUUUGUCAUCCACAGGAGCUUAUGCAUCAGCACCAUGCAGGCUGUGUUCUCCUCCGUUUUCUACUUUGCUUCAGUUCCUCUGUACCAAGGAUUCCUGAUCAUCGGAUACUCCACCAUCUACACCAUGUUCCCAGUCUUCUCUCUGGUGCUGGACAAGGAUGUCAAGUCAGAGGUCGCCAUGCUCUAUCCAGAACUCUACAAGGACCUGCUCAAGGGUCGACCGCUCUCCUUUAAGACGUUUCUCAUAUGGGUCAUAAUAAGUAUUUACCAAGGCAGCAUCAUCAUGUACGGAGCUCUGCUGUUGUUUGAGUCUGAGUUUGUGCACAUCGUGGCCAUCUCCUUCACCGCGCUGAUCCUGACCGAGCUGCUCAUGGUGGCCCUGACCGUGCAGACGUGGCACUGGCUCAUGAUCGUGGCAGAGCUGCUCAGCCUCGCCUGCUACAUCGCCUCGCUCGUCUUCCUGCACGAGUUUAUUGAUGUGUAUUUCAUCACGACGCUGUCGUUCGUGUGGAAGGUGACGGCCAUCACUCUGGUCAGCUGUCUGCCGCUCUACAUCCUCAAGUACCUGCGGCGCCGCUUCUCACCCCCCAGCUACUCCAAGCUCACCUCUUAAACCUGCAUGGAUCCUCCGAGCCACCGCAGCCCCUCAACUCACUAAGAACCACAUUAACCUGCUGGGUCUUCACCUGUCCCUAGAGUCACUGGUGUGUGUGUGUGUGUGUGUGUGUGUGUGUGUGUGUGUGUGUGUGUGUGUGUGUGUGUGUGUGUGUGUGUGUGUGUGUGUGUGUGUGUGUGUGUGUGUGUGUGUGUGUGUGUGUGUGUGUGUGUGUGUGUGUGUGUGUGUGUGUUUCAAUUCAACUUGCCCACAUUCCUCACAGCCUUCUGAAGUAGGGCUGUUUGGCAAAUUGGAGAAAAUGUAUUGCUUAUUUGUUUUGGAAAGGGCGGAAUCAAGUUUUUAGAUUAUUAUUUGUUUGUUUUAAUAUCAAUGAGGGUACUACUACUGAUUUGCACAUUUGCACUGACAUUAUUGGUAGUAUUUCAAACACUGGAACUAAAACAGUAUCAUAUAACUAUAUGCAUCUUAUUAGGGAAGUAAGGUUUUAAAAGAGAGAGAGAGAGAGUGUGUGUGUGUGUGUGUGUGUGCAUAAGCGGAACUGAGAGGAACUGAUUUCCCAGUUACUAAAUGGUCAGACGGUAGGACAGCAGCCAGAUGCAGACAGUAAGAGAACAAUGGGCAGCAUGUGGUCCCAAACUCUGGGCUAUUUCUACACUAGUCCAGUGCAGUCCAGUCCAGUCCAGCACUCCCUCCAUGAGCUUGGACAUCUAAAGGGACGGUGUGCUCAAUGCGUGGGUGCGCUUCCCGUGUUUAUUUGAGUUUGUUGCGAUCGUGUGUGUGUGUGUGUGUGUGUGUGUGUGUGUGUGUGUGCAUGUGUGUGUGUUCAAUGACGUUUUGUCUUCUUUCACCCACUGUCAGCCCUCACACAUACACCUACUUGACUUUAAGGACAGACAAACCUAUGUCACUGUAAAGGUUACUGCUUGCUCACACUUUAUUUUUUUAUGGAGUUUCCUCUUGACCCUCGUGUUCAGGGAAGGCUCAGCAUGCUUGAGUGUGUAAAUACUUGUGAUUGUGCGGUUAACAGUUCCUUGACCUUCUUUCUCAUUGUGUGGUUUUAUUAAUGACUAACAACUGUCAGGGAAAGCAUUGAUUUUGUGUGUGUGUGUGUAUGUGUGUGGUGUCUGUGUGUGUGUGUGUGUGUGUGUGUGUGUGUUUGCAUACAGAGUGCCAACACUGCUCAGUCAGUCCGCAGUAGCAGGGCAGGCACUUGAUUAACUGGUCAUAUCUGGAGCUGUCCUCUUAUCAGGAGUCACUCACUCGACAUACAGCACCUGCAUGACGGCUGCGUGUCCAUGACGUACACAUGUGAAAGGAAGCUUGUGCAUCUACAGCCUCCCUCACCUAAACAUGAACGUGUAGUACAACCCUCCUGGAUUGUUUAUGAAACCAUCCGAGACCUUUUGAAAUGCAUUCAUUGUGACUGCUGGUAGUAGCGAACCCAGUGAGCUUGCUGACAGAGCGCUGCCUUGAUGUGUGCAGUUGUUCCUCUCUUGGUCCUCCAGCCCCCUUCCCCCCCUGUCUGACGAGCUGCUUUUGCACGUGGUUGCAUCAGGUUCCCUUCCGACAGAAGGGCCUGGGUUCUUUUUUUUUUUGGUUUGUUUUAGUUGUAACAACUCUCCGUGUUUGUCAGUGUAAUGUAAUGACCUAGCAUUUUUUGUUUCAUUAAGGGUAAUUGUGAAAUGCUGAAUUGUAAAUAACAAAGUACCUUUUUAUUUAUUAACUUUUCUUACUUUGUGUUGGUAUUUGCACUCAACAACUAGCUGAACAAAAGGGACAAUGUGUCAAUGAUAUCAGUGCUGAAAGAAUAAAUGUGUGUUUUCUUA
Molecule: messenger RNA, 5077 nt
Organism: Clupea harengus (Atlantic herring)
Lineage: Eukaryota; Metazoa; Chordata; Actinopteri; Clupeiformes; Clupeidae
Gene: atp9a
Product: ATPase phospholipid transporting 9A
Biological process (GO): retrograde vesicle-mediated transport, Golgi to endoplasmic reticulum; endocytosis; phospholipid translocation
Cellular component (GO): endosome; trans-Golgi network; plasma membrane
Molecular function (GO): ATP binding; ATP hydrolysis activity; ATPase-coupled intramembrane lipid carrier activity
Source: RefSeq, a predicted model, not a curated record